UUUAGUAUAGUUAUCAGUUAGUCUUAUUAAAGAAAUGGAAGUGAUAAGAAGGAAUUUAGUUCCUGAGUUAGGCUGGAGAAAAUAUUUACAAACUGGACUCAGAUCCAGGUUUGGAGGAACCUUGUCUAGACUAGGACACGGAGAGGUUACAAGUAUUCAUCCAACGCAAUCAGGACUGGAUUUGUUGGAAUCUGAGCAGACUAGGGACGGAGAAGAAACCGAAGAUGUGAACGCCCCUGAUGGAGUAGAUGGAGAGGAUGGACUGCAGGAUGAAGGAGAGAAAAGAGAGCAGUGGGAUAACCCUGUUGAGUUUCUUCUCUCUUGUAUAUCUAUGUCUGUAGGUAUUGGAAAUGUUUGGAGAUUUCCUUUUACUGCAUACGAGAACGGAGGAGGAGCUUUUCUCAUUCCGUAUCUCAUAGUUCUGAUCCUCAUCUGCAGACCUUUCUACCUACUGGAGCUAGGACUAGGACAGUUCUCUAGUAGAGGCUGUGUCAAGAUAUGGGAUCUGUGCCCUCCUUUUAGAGGAAUUGGAUAUGCCCAGAGUUUUGCUACCCUUAUAGUUUGCUCCUACUACUGUGAAUUAAUUGCUGUAUCUAUCUAUUAUCUGGUUGUAUCCUGUAGUACAACUCUACCCUGGAGUAUAUGUCAUGAGGAACUAGCUCAACCAGACAAAUACUGUCUACCGUCUAACUCUAAUAUUUCCAGCUUAAACUCAAACCUGGAGAACCAAACUAUGAUAGCGUCGUCUGAACAAUAUUUUAGGGUUGGAGUGCUCAAAGAAAACUCCGAUAUGAGUCAAGGUAUCGGAUACCCUGAUCCUGCCUUAAUAGGAUGCUUAGUGUUGUGCUGGGUUCUUAUAUUUGGAUCCCUAUAUAAGGGAGUAAAGAGCUCCGGCAAGGUUGCAUAUUUCACAGCGUUGUUUCCAUACGUAGUGAUCCUGACACUUUUAGUUCGUGGACUAACACUAGAUGGUGCUGUAGACGGAGUAUUUUUUCUGUUUAACCCGCAGUGGCAGAGUUUAUACGAUCCCAAGGUUUGGUAUGCAGCAGUUACUCAAUCCUUCUUCUCCUUGAGUAUAGGGUUCGGAGUUCUCCCAACCUUUGCUUCCUACAAUACAUUCAAGCAUAAUAUUUACAGAGAUGCGUCUAUAGUUGCAGUCAUGGAUACACUUACCUCUCUACUAGCCGCAGUUAUCACUUUUUCCAUUAUAGGACACCUUUCUAAGGAGCUCAACGUCCCAAUGGAUAAGGUUGUCAAGUCCGGAGCAGGUCUAGCUUUCAUCAGCUACCCGGAGAUUUUAACCAAGUUUCAAACUGUGCCUCAACUGUUCGCUGUUCUUUUCUUCCUGAUGUUAAUUACACUAGGACUUGGUUCCGCUACAGGAUUAAUGAAUGCAGUGAUAACUAUUCUAACUGAUGAUUUCCCAAAGGUGUCUAAGAGCAUUAUAACUGGCGGUGUUUGUCUUCUUGGAUUUGCAACAGGUUUAGUUUAUACAACCCCUGCUGGUCAACCUAUCCUGGAACUAGUAGACUACCAUGGAGGUAGUCUACUAAUCCUAUUUCUAGCUGUUCUGGAGAUUAUAGGAUUAGCUUGGAUAUAUUCAUCAACCAACCUUCUCAAGGAUCUGAACUUUAUGCUUGGAUUAAAUUUGGGUUGGUAUUGGAGAAUAUCUUGGUCUUUCCUCAUCCCAGUAUCCCUCUCCCUCAUCCUCAUAUACAGUAUAUCCUGCUACACCCCUGUAUCAUAUGCUGGAAAUCAGUUGCCCUUCUCAGCACAUAUUGCAGGUUGGUGUAUAACCCUGCUGGGAGUGAUGCUAGUUCUUCUGUUCUUUUUCCACAGCUUCCUAAAGCACGGUGUUCUGGGCAGGAGCUGGAAAGGUGCAGGGAUGGGGUUCAACCUCAGCUUGAAGGGGAUGUUUGCCCCCCUGGUUAGGUGGGGGCCAAGAAACCCCCUGGACAGACUAAAUUGGAUUAAAGUUGGAUCAAAGGUUGAUGUUCAACCAGAGACAAUUUUCCAUAUUUCAUGAUUCUGAACCUGAUUCUGAACCUGAUUCUAAAACCUGAUUCUAAACCUGAUUCUGAACCUGAUACUGAACGUUAUUGAUCUGCUUUAUCUUUUUGACGCAUAGUUCCAUUAAAGUUAACUGUCUUAUACGUAUUAUAUUUGUAAAAUAAAAUAAAAGGGUUUUCAAUAAAACAGUAUCUUAGAUAAUA
Eurytemora carolleeae is the source of this 2213-nucleotide messenger RNA. RefSeq names its product sodium-dependent nutrient amino acid transporter 1. Bases 35 to 2026 code for a protein of 663 amino acids. The record is from RefSeq and is a predicted model, not a curated record. Gene Ontology annotation, molecular function: L-amino acid transmembrane transporter activity. The transcript has 6 exons. Gene Ontology annotation, cellular component: membrane. NCBI's taxonomy places the organism in Eukaryota, Metazoa, Arthropoda, Copepoda, Calanoida, Temoridae. Gene Ontology annotation, biological process: sodium ion transmembrane transport.